CCAGAUCGCAUUGAUCCAUCCCCAACAGCCAAAGUCUAAUCCUGACAACAUCAACCAUUAAAACAACAGCAACCACAAUGACCGACCAAGACUCCAAACCCCGGGUGACCAUCGCCCUAGGGACAUCAUCUUCCUCGUCCAGUUUCAAAACCAAGAAACCUAGUCGACCAACCCACACCAGGCGUCAUCACGCCCGCGCUUCUUCAAACCAUUACUCCUCCGAAUCCGAAGACGACGAUGACGAAACCGGUGGACAACGCACUGGACGAGUGCAAGCAAUCACCGAAAUAUCAACCUAUGGCGAUGACAACGAGUUGGAAAACCGAGAUCGCUCAGAUCGCCGCAGAGACCGUAGCAGAGAUAGGGAUAGGGAUAGAAAUAGGGACGGGGACAGAAACCGUGAUCGCAGGAGAGACAACAGGUCCCAAGAUAGAGACAGACACAACAACAGAUCCAGCAGGCCAUCAAGAGACGAUGAUGCUUCUCGCUCCCGCCGACGGUCAACAUCCCGUUCCCGCGACCGCGACCAUAAGCCCAAAGACCCCAAAGACCUCCAAGAACCAGAAACCGCUCCCCCCAAAUGGGGUCUAACAAUCAACCCAAAAUCCACCACCACCGCCACCUCCUCCUUUCACCACCAACGACAACCCCGUUCCCCCUCCCCAGAAGAAAAACCCCCACAAACACUUGAAGAGCAAGCCCUCUCUUCUCUCCUCUCUCUCGAUAACAAAGGCUCCUCCACCGCAUCCAAGCGCAAACGCUCCCACUCCCCCUCUUCCCACGACCGCGAUCGCUCUCCCGAUCACUCAGACUACCGUGCCGUGCCCAUCGACGACUUUGGCGCCACUUUACUCAAACAGUUUGGCUGGGACGGCAAGAUGCGCGGAAAGGUGAAGGAGGUGACGCACAAGCACGCGAACCUGGCCGGGUUGGGAGCCAAGGACGCCAAGGGGGCGGAGGAGCUGGAUGCGUGGAACCAGAAGAUCAGUGGACGGGGCGGAGGAGAUUCGAGGGGGAGGGACUCGAGGCCUGUCAGGCUGGAGGAUUAUAGGAGGGAAGAGAACAAGAAGAAACAGAGGAUGGAGUAUCGGCACGGGGAGAGCAGCUACAAGCAGGAGAGGGAAAGGGAGAGGGAGCGGAGGGGGGAUAGGUGAGAGGUCAUCAUGGCUCGAGGUGCUCUCAUUACCACCAAACCUGAAUGCUGCAAGAAACAACUCAUUGUCACUAUCUCGAGCGGGCCGGUUGCUCUUGAUCCGGACCUUUCAUGUGGCCAGACAGCUCAGGCCUUAUCCUGACAGCCACCACAUCAAACGGAAUUCAUGGAAUCAUCAGGCGAGGUACGAUUGUGUAACGUGGUUUUGUUCCUAAUUCAAUAAUAGGUAAUAAGGAAAGACUACAACUUAACCCUAUAGAAGGGAAUGACAGCACCGCGUGUCCUCCAGCACUGUCUCCGUCCUCCGUCAUAGGUAUUUUGCCUCAAAAGCUCCAUUCCUCCAUCCUGCGCCGACGCCAAAACUAGGUAAUCUAGUUCAUAGGUAACAUCUUCCUGCUCAGUUGUUGUUCUUAACAGACGCAGCCCUAGCGGGAGAAGCAAUCUUAGGCUCCACAGUCUGGUCAAGGACUGAGACGGUGUUAUCGCUGAUGCUAGUCAUGGAAGCUGCAGCCCCCUGCGAUUUUUCCAGCUCCGCAGCCUUCGUAGCGCUGAAUUUGCUCGCCUUCACUUUCUCGUUGAAAAGAAUGCUGAGUCCUCGGACAGAGAUAUCCUUGGUUUCCGGGAUGCGGUAGAACGUGUACAGAGCUCCGAGACCACAGAUGCCUGCGUAAAGAAAACCCGUCUUGGCGCCCCAAUUCCAGCUCUUCGAGUCCAUUCCGAGCAUCUUGGGGGUAAGGAACAGAUUGAAGAGAUUGGCCGCCAGGUAAAGGCCACGUGCGAGAGCAAUGGUCUCUGUGCGGAGGCGAACCGAAGGGAUAUCGGAAACAAUUGAGUAGCAAAUGGGGCCGAUAGUCAGGUCAUAGAUGGCAGUAUACACAACAAGGAUCGCUCCGGCAGCGGACACGGACUCCGGAGUUGUAGCUAAUCCGUCGACGUCCCAUCUUUUGCAUCAACCACCAAGACGCAAUUGUGCCCACAAUUCCGGCACAGGGCAAGGCAAUGUUCAUGGCCAGUGCCUUGUCGCUUGCCAUGCCGACAGACUCGAAUAGCUUGGGAGCCCAACCAAUGAGGCUCGAACCGCAGAGGGCUUGAAUCAUCCAUGUAUUGCAGGUAA
Molecule: messenger RNA, 2267 nt
Organism: Neurospora crassa OR74A
Lineage: Eukaryota; Fungi; Ascomycota; Sordariomycetes; Sordariales; Sordariaceae
Product: pre-mRNA-splicing factor spp-2
Exons: 3
Coding region: 78-1154 (358 amino acids)
Source: RefSeq, a predicted model, not a curated record